UAUUUCUUCAAGUUCAUGAGCCAUGUGCUUACUUGAAAUGGUAUCUUAUUUCGGCAACUAUACAAUCAUGUUGUUCUUGAGGCAGGCUGCAAAAAUUCUUGCUAAUUUAAUUGUAAUGGGCUCUUCUAUAUUGGCAAGGGCUUUUGUUCAAGCAUAUAGUCAGGCAUUGUCCAAUGCCUCGAAGAAUGGUGUUGCUCAAGAAGCAGUGCAGAAUAUAAAAAGAUCUAGCAAAACCAUGACGGAAGCAGAGGCAAGACAGAUUCUUGGCGUCACAGAGGAUUCAUCAUGGGAAGAAAUUGUGCAGAAGUAUGACAGCUUGUUUGAGCGAAAUGCUAAAAAGGGGAGUUUUUACCUUCAAUCAAAGGUACAUAGAGCUAAAGAGUGUUUGGAAGAAGUUUACAAACCUAAAGAACCAGAAACAAAAUAUGAAAAUUAG
Messenger RNA from Solanum verrucosum, 436 nucleotides. Its product is annotated as mitochondrial import inner membrane translocase subunit PAM16 like 2-like. Gene Ontology annotation, biological process: protein import into mitochondrial matrix. Gene Ontology annotation, cellular component: TIM23 mitochondrial import inner membrane translocase complex. The record is from RefSeq and is a predicted model, not a curated record. The coding region runs from base 23 to 436 and encodes 137 amino acids. The transcript is spliced from 3 exons. NCBI's taxonomy places the organism in Eukaryota, Viridiplantae, Streptophyta, Magnoliopsida, Solanales, Solanaceae.